AUGAGAAGAAUCCUUGCAGCUGCUUCUUAACAGAGUACAAUCAAAGAAUCGAGAUAAUGAGGAUUUUAAUUGUCAUCUUCAGCAGCAACUUCGAGGGGGCAGAUCUGGCAGGUCUUUAUCAUCAGACACUAAAAAAGCCUGUUUUCCUGUGCUCGCUGAAAUGAUACUUCAAUCACGAGUGAGAGCCACGAAAUUUCACGUCUGUCUUGCUGGAUGAGCCUGGAGCCAGCUUGGUGCUGCGCUCCUUCGGCGGAAGCGGGGAAGGAUUUCCCUGCUCGCCCGGCCCGCGGGGCCGCCCCGCUCCCGGCCCCGCCCCGGCCACAGUCCAGCCGAGACAUGGAGCCGCAGCUCAGCUUCGGCGGCCGGCGGGCGCUGGUGACUGGGGCCGGCAAAGGGAUCGGCCGCGCCGUGGCCGUGGCGCUGGGCAGGGCCGGGGCCCGCGUGACCGCGCUGAGCCGAACGGCGGCGGACCUGGAGAGCCUCGCCCGAGAGUGUCCGGGCAUCGAGACGCUGUGCGUGGACCUGGCGGACUGGGAGGCGGUGGAGGCGGCGGUGGGCGCGGCGGGGCCGUUCGAGCUGCUGGUUAACAACGCGGCCGUGGCUGAGCUGCAGCCGUUCCUGGAGGUGACGCGCUCGGCUCUGCAGCGGUCUCUUGAUGUGAAUUUUGGGGCCGUGCUUCAUGUUUCCCAGAUAGUUGCUCGGCAGAUGAUUGCACAGGGGCUGCCAGGGGCUAUUGUGAAUGUCUCCAGCCAGGCAUCGAAGCGUGCGCUGAGGGAUCAUGCUGUUUAUUGUUCCACAAAAAGUGCUCUGGAUAUGCUGAGCAAAGUAAUGGCAAUGGAACUGGGACCCCACAAGAUUAGGGUGAACACUGUGAACCCCACCGUGGUUAUGACUGACAUGGGGAGAAUUAACUGGAGUGACCCUCAGAAAUCUGCCGCCAUGAUUAAUCGGAUUCCCCUGGGAAAGUUUGCAGAGGUGGAUGAUGUGGUGAACAGCAUUCUCUUCCUGCUGAGUGACAAGAGUGCUAUGACAACUGGCAGCUCACUGAUGAUUGAUGGGGGCUUUCUUGUCUCCUAAGAUGACACCUGCAUUUCACACCUAGCCUCAAUUUUCAUAUGAAUACUGCCUAGAUGUAAACUGGAUAGAAAACAAUGACUCACUACUUGCUGGAAGGGCAGCAGGGCUGAAGACUGUAUUAGAAGUGAGGCAGAAAAUCAGCUUUGCAAGGCUGCUAUAUAAUAAAGCUCACAUACACCUUCA
This is a messenger RNA of Onychostruthus taczanowskii (white-rumped snowfinch), 1260 nucleotides long. RefSeq names its product dicarbonyl and L-xylulose reductase (gene DCXR). Lineage: Eukaryota; Metazoa; Chordata; Aves; Passeriformes; Passeridae. The record is from RefSeq and is a predicted model, not a curated record. Gene Ontology annotation, molecular function: L-xylulose reductase (NADPH) activity; carbonyl reductase (NADPH) activity. Bases 214 to 1077 code for a protein of 287 amino acids. Gene Ontology annotation, biological process: glucose metabolic process; xylulose metabolic process. The transcript has 8 exons.